Messenger RNA from Physcomitrium patens, 1892 nucleotides. RefSeq lists its product as uncharacterized. The record is from RefSeq and is a predicted model, not a curated record. NCBI's taxonomy places the organism in Eukaryota, Viridiplantae, Streptophyta, Bryopsida, Funariales, Funariaceae.
UAAGAUUGGAAGUGGGUAUUUGGAACAGUGCAUAUCUCACCGACUAAAAGUGUCACCUUUGUCAAACCCUAAAAUCACGCUUAAUUUCGGUGAAUGACACCCUCAAAUAGCAUUCUGAGAAACCACCGUAACCACCCUUUGAUUCGGACCACCGCCGAGCUGGUCAAGCUUUGCGUCCAGACACAGAAGAUCAGUUUGCCAAGAGUUGCGCGUGCAACAUCGCUGAACUGUGAUCCUUUUGAUGACCUCGGUCCAUUCCAAUAAAUGCAGCAGAUGAAUGAGCAGGCUGAUUGCUGAGCACGGUCACAUAUUAAGUGUGGACGUAAUGCAUGAGACUUAAGGAUAUCCCUGUACAAAUUGGCUGCUGCAUUAUUGUAAUAUACGGCAAUGGACGACAUCGCUGGGUUGCAAAUUGCUAUGUAGUGGAGGGAUUGAAGUUGGUGAGAUUUGUGCUGAGAGCGGAGCAAAUUUCAGAAGUCCUGGUUUCAUUCCGAGGCGAAGCUAGGAAACGAAUGAUGAGGUCAAUCGUAGACGUGGUAAACCACGCUGCGUGUAAUUUAGACCUGAAAAGUUUUCCGAGUGGUGAAACCCUUCAAAAUUGAUGCCCUUUCGCGAGAUUAUCCAAUACACUGUCCGCAAAAGAAACAUAGUAGAAAAAAGAAAAUGAUGAGGGAAACCAAUUGUGUGCAAAGCAACUGUUAAUGCAAUGGGCCUCAGAUAGCAUGAUCCAUUUAGGGUAUUAGACCAUCGUCAUCCAUACAAGAUCAUCUUAGAGUGGAUUGAAUACUGACGUUUAUAUCGUUCUCCACUUUUAUAAAAUUUUCAGAAUUCGAGAUGUUGAUUCAAGACCGAAUGAGUGAGCAGUAGCACCGCACACUUGGCCAUGGCCGUAGAACCGAAAGAGUGGGUUUCAGAAGCAGCGCAGACAUCAUUUCGGGAUAGCGAAACUCAACAUCUUGUUUGGGAUUCUACCACAGAGCCUCCUCGCCAUCCUUUCACUUUUCCCCGGGGUCGAGGACUGCAUUACCCUGUUAUCUUUGAUCCAGCAUGGCCAGUUCACAUAGCGGCGCCGAAGAGAUUGACGCCACCAGUUGCGCCCUUGAAGGAAAAUUUUGCGAUCGGAACGUAUGCGUUGAAAGGAAUGACCUUAGGUGAAACAGAAAGAAAGCCCAUUAAGAAAACGCUCGUUUUCCCACAUCGUAACACCGACUUGCCGUUUCGACAUCCUACACUAAAGGCAGUGAAAGAGCGAGGACGUGAGCCAUACGAGACUCUCACUUUAGAAGACGUGGAGGGGUUGGAACCGAGAGUCGUGUUUAAGUCCAUCUUGGAGCGGAUCCCGCAGCACGACCUGCGCGACAAGCGAGAGCACCAAGCCGUUUUGCGACAGGUGUUGCGUCUGGGUCCGGCCUGUGUGGAGGAUCCAGGGCCCCCAGCACCGCUCCGCAGGAAACCAAAACGACAUCCUUCACCAGCUAAACAUGUGGCAUCGGAAUCAGCCUGAGAUCCUCGUUACAGACGAAGCUCUGUGUAUGGUGGAGCUCCGCGCGUAGUCCACGGCGAUGGCGGCGUUGUCCCGGAGCAGGACGUCCGUGAACCCACGGAUCCUUAACUUUUUCGCGCCUUCUGUUGUGAAAGACUACUUUUUGAAACUUUUGAGCUUUUCCCCCUUAAUUUUCUUUUUCAAAAAGCUUAGUGAAAAACUUUGCGAUGCUUUUUUACUGGGGAGCUUUUUAAUAUUGGAUAUAUUAGAGUUCCUUGAGUGGUUUUUCGUAUGAGGUUUAUCAACUUCUGUUGUUUUCUAUGCUUAAUUUUGGAUGCAAUUGUCUUGUUCAUUUUGCACUGUUACCAUUUUAAAAUUUUAAAUUCUAAAUUUCAAAAUUAAGAAUGAA